AUGCAGCAGUGGGGGGCAGAGAGCCCCCUCCCCCCAUUCCCACACUGCUUCACCUGGGACUCGCUCCUCCGGCCCCAGGUAGAGCCUCUUGGCCCCUUUGUGCAGAGCCACGAGGUCCUCGCAGUGGACUUAAGAGCAGGAUCCGCACCCAGCACCUUUGGAGGCAGCAGCGGAAAAACACUCGUGAUGCUUUCUCCGCCAUUUCCACCAUGUGGUGAAGGGAAAAGCACCUCCAUGAAGCCAGCUCAGGGUGGGGUGUCUUUUGAAGAGGUGGCUGUGUAUUUCUCCCAGGGGGAGUGGGCCCUGCUGCGCCCAGCCCAGAGAGCUCUCUACAAGGAGGUCAUGCUGGAGAAUUUUGGGAACGUGGCCUCUCUGGGGCUGCUCACUGCCAAACCUGACCUCAUAUCCUGGCUGGAAGGAGUAGAAGAGCCGUUCCCCCUGUUCUCUGAGGAAGAGGAGGGAUUGACACACAACUGUUUAGUACCCCAAGAAAUAUUCAGAAGUGGUGUAAGCAGUGGAGUGGAGGGCAGUCUCUACAGCAGAGAUCCCGGCAUACCAGGGAAGAGGGGCACUGAGCAAUUUUUGGUCCAUGUGGAGUGGCAGCCAGGCUGGCCUAGCACUGACUCGGAGAUAGAACAGACUCUCGCAGGAUAUAUGGAAACAUUCUACAGAGGAGAGAAAACAUACAAAAGUUUGGAGUGUGGAUAUAGUUUAAUUCAGAGGGGACAUCUUACUUCCCAUCAAAGAAUUCAUACAAGGGAGACGUUGUAUAAAUGCCUGCAAUGUGGGAAAGGCUUCAGACAAAAGGAUAAGCUAAUUUGCCAUGAAAGAAUUCAUACAGGUGAAAAGCCGUAUAAAUGCCUGGAGUGUGAAAAAAACUUUGGGCGGAGAGAUAGCCUAAUGUCACAUCAAAGAAUUCACACAGGGGAAAAACCAUAUAUAUGCUUGGAGUGUGGAAAAAGAUUCAGUUACAGUGGACAUCUUACUUCCCAUAAAAGAAUUCACACAAGGGAGAAACUAUAUAAAUACCUGGAUUGUGGAAACGGCUUCAGUCAGAAUGGAAAAUUUAAUUCCCAUCAAAGAAUUCACACAGAGGAGAAAAAGUAUAAAUGCCUAGAAUGUGGGAAAAGUUUCAGUCAGAGUGGACAGUUUAAUAUCCAUCAAAGAAUUCACACAGGGGAAAAGCCAUAUAAAUGUCUGGAGUGUGAAAAAAUCUUUGGGCGGAAGGAUAGCUUAAUAUCCCAUCAAAGAAUUCACACAGGAGAGAGACCAUAUAUAUGCUUGGAGUGUGGAAAAAGAUUCCGUCACAGUGGACAUCUUACUUCCCAUCAAAGAAUUCAUACAGGGGAAAAACCAUAUGAAUGUCCGGAAUGUGGAAAGGGCUUCAGAGAGAGUGGAAACCUUAUUUCCCAUCAAAGAAUUCACACAGAAGAAAAAAAAUAUAAAUGCCUAGAGUGUGGGAAAAGCUUCAGACGGAGUGACAGCCUUAUUUACCAUAAAAAACUCCACACAGGAGAGAAACCAUAUGAAUGCCUGGAAUGCGGAAAGAGCUUUAGAGAGAGUGGAAACCUUACUUCCCAUCAAAGAAUUCACACAGGAGUGAAACCAUAUAAAUGCCUGCAAUGUGAAAAAAGCUUCACUCACAGUGGAAGUCUUACUUACCAUGAAAGAAGUCAUACAGGGGAGAAACCAUAUAAAUGCUUGCAGUGUGGAAAAAGUUUCAUUUACAGCAGAAGCCUUACUUACCAUGAAAGAAUUCACACAGGGGAGAGGCCAUAUAAAUGCCUGGAGUGUGGAAAGAGCUUUAGUCGCAGUGACAGCCUUACUUCCCAUCAAAGAAUUCACACAGGGGAGAAGCCAUAUAAAUGCCUGGAGUGUGGAAAGAGCUUCAGUCAUAGCGGACACCUCACUUCCCAUCAAAGAAUUCACACAGAGGAGACACCAUAUAAAUGCCUGCAGUGCGGAAAAGGCUUUAGACAGAAGGGCAAACUAACUUCCCAUGAAAGAAUUCAUACAGGGGAGAGACCAUACAUAUGCUUGGAGUGUGGAAAGAGCUUCAGAGAGAGUGGAAGCCUUACUUCUCAUCUAAGAAUUCACACAGGGGAGAAAAAACAUAAAUGCUUGGAAUGUGGAAAAAGUUUCAGCCGCAGUGGAAGCCUUAAUUCCCACCAAAGGAUUCACACUGGGGAGAAACCAUAUAAAUGCCUCGAGUGUGGACAAAGCUUUCGACGAAAGGAUAAAUUAACUUCCCAUCAAAGAAUUCACACAGGGGAGAAACCAUAUAAAUGCCUGGAGUGUGGAAAAAGCUUCAGUCAGAGUGGAAGUCUUACUUUCCAUCGAAGACUUCACACAGGGGAGAAAAAAAUAUAAUGCUUAGAAUGUGGGGAAACCAUUGGACAGAAAGAUUCCCUAACUUCCCAUGGAAGAAUUCACAGAGGGAAGAAACCAUAGAAAAGUCUGUAGUGUGGAGAGGCAUUACAUGAAAGUGACCUGAAUUUAGAAAGCAGUGCAAUAAAACAGCACAACACACACACUAGAUAAUGUAGUAAAAGUGCCUUAAAAAAAUCUAUAAUUAAAUCAUGUCCUUACUGUCUUCAUAAAAAUGCCCUCAAAAACUAUUUUGUUUUACACACUCUGUGGAGUGCUGAAAUUGUGGGUGGGGUUGUGACCCCGUCAGGCAGGCCAUUCCCCCAAGUCAGAACCACAAGAGAGAAUCCUCUACAUUCAGCUGUCCAUCUCACCUAUUAUCUUUGCUUAGAUGAGGAAUUGAUAACAGCAGAUCAUAUCAAGGGGGGAGGGGGCAGUCCUGUAUAUCUGUCAGAUCAUGGCUCUGAAAGACUUUGUAGGUAACAGCCAGCACUUUGAAAUGCACCUGAAAAUUACACAGUCCCCAUAGGGUGACUCAAGAUGUGUGUCAUAUGAGUUGUAUGCCUCAUCUUGAAUAGUAAUCAAGUUGCUGCAUUCUGCUGAAGAUCCUGAAUUUAAGGGGAGAUCUUGACUUCAAGGGCACUGCAGUAGUCUGGCUGCAUGGUUACUCUGGAUUCAACUUUCCUUGUGUGUAUUGAGUUUAAUGUGAGCCUUUAUGGCUGUUGCAUUCAUUGUAUUCCAAGGAAAACCGAGUGUUGCUUCAGUUGACACUCUGACGUUUUAACAUUCGAAUUGUUAACGGGGUUUCUGGUCUGUGGUGUAAGCAGCAGCGCUUUGAGUUGCAACUGUCUUUUUUGCAAAACAACUAAUUCGGGAGAAGCUAUAAAUCGGUAUUUGAGUUAUCUGCCAUGCUGUCACGCCCAUUCUACAAACACUCCAGUAACAAUCAGUUACUGGGUUCAAUUCAAAGUUCUGGUUAUCACCUUCAAAGCCCUGAUUGGCCUUGGGGUCGCAGGGCUGCAUCCCUUGCUAUGCUCCACCGUGCCUGCUUUGCUCAUCCAAGCAAAGUCAUCUUGCAUGCAGGCAAAGUCAACAGCUACCUCUCCACACCCUUUCUCUUUAGUGCCUCCUUCCUUGUGGAAUGGCCUGCCGGAGAAGGGCAGGAAGCCCCCACACUUCUACCAUUCUGCAACAUUCGCAGAACUGCAAUGUGCUGGCGGGCAUUUUUAGAAAGGGUUUAGAACUGUUGCCAUGUUUAUUGCACAGGUCACCUCCCGCGUUUAUUGGAAUGUCCUCUGCCUUAGUAACCCUCUCUCUUCAUUGUGUUAUAACAUGCCUUAGACAACGUCUUUGAAAUCACAGUUCGUAACACAGCAGAACAGCAGUUGUCAAGUCACUUGACUGGGCUUCAGUAAGUGGCGAGUAAAACUAACGCAACAAUGUGAUGGACCAACACUGGACUCCUGCAAAUGACUUUUUUCGUCGAUGGCUUGGGACAUUCCUGGUGAUUUGGGAACAGUGCCUGGGGAGGGCAUAGUUUGGGAAAGGGGAGGAGAUCAGCAGGGAUGUUACUGCCAUAGAAGAAACUGAAGCCCCAGAACAUCUUCCUCUUAUACCACUCUAGAACGACCAUUCCUCCUAGACUCUUUGAUAUACCAUAGACGGCCUACUUUAUAACUAGAUGGGUUGAAAGGGUGAUGAAUGAGUUGGGUGGAAUCAGGGCUUUUUUCCAGCAGGAAUGCGGGGGAACAGAGUUCUGGCACCUCUUUAAAAUGGUCACAUGGCCGGUGGCCCCGCCCCCUGAU
Messenger RNA from Eublepharis macularius, 4172 nucleotides. RefSeq names its product zinc finger protein 345-like. NCBI's taxonomy places the organism in Eukaryota, Metazoa, Chordata, Lepidosauria, Squamata, Eublepharidae. The record is from RefSeq and is a predicted model, not a curated record. Gene Ontology annotation, biological process: regulation of DNA-templated transcription. The transcript has 6 exons. The coding region runs from base 1 to 2370 and encodes 789 amino acids. Gene Ontology annotation, cellular component: nucleus.